Cercopithifilaria johnstoni is the source of this 2643-nucleotide messenger RNA. The record is from the annotation of a GenBank genome assembly. Lineage: Eukaryota; Metazoa; Nematoda; Chromadorea; Rhabditida; Onchocercidae.
AUGAACAGCUUAUUAUCAUCGAUUUCAUCAUCAUCAUCAUCAUCAUCAUCAUCAGCAUCAGCAACAGUAUCAGCAUCAACAUCAUCGAUAACAUCAUCACAGGAUAAUUAUAUGCAAUGGAACAUCUUCAAACUUUAUGCUAAGCAGCAAAUGAGUACACCAGAUGAUCCCGUAAUUCAUAGUCCAGGAUCGAUGCGGAACGGUCCAACAACAACAACAUCAGCAGCAGCAGGAGUAGUCAUAUCAAAUUCCGGUGCAGAAGUUUUAUCGGGUGAAGGUUCAGUAACGACAGGUACGGGUACCGGUACUGGUAAUAUAUUAGUUGGUGGAGCAGGAGCAACGGUAACACCAGCUAAUUCAGCAGCAGUACGAUGUAAUGGUGGUUCCGGUAUUACAGUAACGGUGGCUCCGGGUACAUUGCCGGCAGUUGAUGCAGGCAAUCUUUUGCGAUUAUUGAAGGGAGGAUUGUCCGGUGUAGGUUUAAAUAUGAUGGAUGAGUUAACUAUGAAUACUGGUUCUGUACGUCAAAGUGCUUCAUCUAGUGGAUGCUGUUCGCCGAAUAUAGAAACUGGCACUGAUGAAGCUCGACGCCGUCAAAAAACUUGUCGUGUAUGUGGUGAUCAUGCAACGGGUUAUAAUUUCAAUGUUAUUACAUGCGAAUCGUGUAAAGCUUUCUUCAGAAGGAAUGCCCUAAGACCUAAGGAAUUUAAAUGUCCAUAUUCGGAUGACUGUGAUAUCAAUUCUGUAAGCCGUCGAUUUUGCCAGAAAUGCCGGCUACGGAAAUGUUUUGCUGUAGGUAUGAAAAAGGAAUGGAUUUUAAAUGAGGAGCAAUUAAGAAGGCGGAAAAAUUCACGUUUGAAUCAUAUGCAACAACAGCAGAAUCGUAAUACAAAUGCUAAUAGCAGUGGUGCGACUAAUGCAACAACACCCAUUACAAAUACAACUAGAAAAUUAUCAACGCCAAUUAAUAUUACUACCUCGAAUCAACCAAACAAUACUACUUCAUCAUCAAGUACACCACCAAAUAUGUUCAGUGCAGCUCAGAUGAUCCAUCGCAGGGAGUCAGAUUCGACGCUUGUCAGUCCAUCCGUUGUUCAUACGAUUCUAAGUCCUACUAAUUCGACUGUUUCACCCUCAGUGCUAUCUUCCUCAUCACCUGAUUCCCCAACACGCGGUACUCUUAUCGGUCUUCCUCAACUCGAUACCAGUAGUGAUGCCUAUGAAUCAAAUUUGAUGCGCUUACAACGGCAGCAAGCAGCUGCAGCUGCGGGUGCAGCCUAUGCAAAUUUACGACGGAAUGGCUGUGGUUCGGGGAUGUUACCACCGAAUUCAGCAUUGUCAUCAUUGGCCCGGGCUAAUGAUGCUUUUUCACCAAAAGGUCCAGAACCACACGUGACGAUGUCGAUGGAAGAGUAUCAAGCGUUGGUAAAAGCGGCUAAAGCAGGCGGUGCACUGGUACCACCAGUUCCAUCCUCUAGCUCAGAUCCAUGUUCUUCCCAAUCCAUUUCCAGUACUUUGGAUGAUAUCAAACGAAAUAUUUAUUCACCGAUUGAACAGGAAACAGUGAUGAACAUUGGAAACAGUCAUGGCAUCAUACGACCAUCACUGAUCCAAUGCACUCCAAUGACAGAUUAUACAGAACUGAGUGCAGCAACAUCUAAUUUACCACGAGCAACGUAUAAAUUAACUCCAGAUAUCGAAAAAAAAGUGAAGUGUAUGCACGAUACGAUACACGAUGAGCUCAUUGUUGAUUCAUCAAAAUUGUGCAUCGAACGUGAAACUUUGAAAGCUCUCAUUUUCUUUUUUUAUCAUAUCAAAUUGUGUAGCUUUAUUCUCGUUUAUUAUUAUCUAAUUAGCCUUUUUCUUCAGCAGGCAAUUUACCAUGAAAGUGACUCUCGAGUUAAUUAUCAGCUUAAUCCAGCCGAACUUCGCGCACUGGAUAUCGUUCGAGAUGCAUUUGCAUGCAUGAAUGAGCCAAUCGAAGAUUCACGGAAAGCGGCAUAUUUGAAGAAAGUUACUCAUGAUCCUACCGAUAUCCUUAAUAUCAUUGACAUCACGAUGCGAAGAUUGGUUAAAAUGGCAAAAAAACUACCGGCGUUCAACGAUUUGUCGCAAGAUGGAAAAUUUGCAUUGUUAAAAGGAGGAAUGGUGGAAAUGUUGACGAUGCGUGGUGUGACACGUUUCGAUAUGGAUCAAAAAUGUUGGCGAACACCAGUCGUUUCAGAUGAUAGUAAAAUAUCAUUGAAAAUGUUCGAUCAAUUGAAGGAGGGACUUCGUGAUCGUCAAAAAGAAGGAUUUUUGAAGUUAUUCAGAUUUUGUGAAUCGUUGCAUCCAGAUCUUAGAAAUAAUGAGCUUGCUAUUGAUUUAAUUGUUCUCAUUCUGCUGUUCGAUUCAAGUCGUGAUGCUCUUCUGGAUCCAGCUGAUCGCAUUACUGUUGUCCGGCACUGUCAAGAAUAUCAAGCUCUUUUGCACCGUUAUAUGGAAUCAGUAUAUGGUCAUGAAGCGCGUGCGCGUUACGAACGUCUUCCGGAAUCAUUGAGGAUCUUGAGAACAAUUAGCCAGAAUGCAGUCACCGUGUUCCUGGGACGUGUUGAUCCCGAUCAAUCCGAAGCACUUCCGAAAGAAUUCUUCAAAACUACUUAA